Gloeophyllum trabeum ATCC 11539 is the source of this 1475-nucleotide messenger RNA. RefSeq names its product Dus-domain-containing protein. The transcript is spliced from 7 exons. Lineage: Eukaryota; Fungi; Basidiomycota; Agaricomycetes; Gloeophyllales; Gloeophyllaceae. The record is from RefSeq and is a predicted model, not a curated record. Gene Ontology annotation, molecular function: tRNA dihydrouridine synthase activity; flavin adenine dinucleotide binding. The coding region runs from base 1 to 1419 and encodes 472 amino acids. Gene Ontology annotation, biological process: tRNA processing.
AUGCCUGCGUUGACCUCUGGACCGAGCGCUGCACAAAACACGCCCCGUCGCAAGCUGGGAGGAUACGACUUCUACCGCGAAGUCUUAGGUAGUCCGAAGUAUGUCGUAGCGCCGAUGGUCGAUCAGAGCGAGCUGGCAUGGCGGAAGCUUUCCCGACGCUAUGGGGCGCAACUCGUAUACACGCCGAUGAUCAAUGCCAAGAUGUACGCCGGGGACAAAUCAAAAGCCUAUCGCGAAACCAACUUCAACCUCACGCAGGGCGAAGAAGGCGGACCCGAGGACCGGCCACUCAUCAUCCAAUUUUGCGCCAACGACCCUGAUCAGCUCCUCACCUCCGCACUCGCCCUACAAGGUCAUUGCGACGCCGUGGACAUCAACCUUGGGUGCCCCCAGGAUAUUGCGAAAAAGGGCCGGUACGGAUGCUGGUUGCAGGAUAACUGGGAUCUGAUAUAUAAAAUGAUCAAUACCCUGCACGAGAACCUGUCCGUUCCUGUUACCGCCAAGUUCCGUGUCUUCCCAACAGUGGAGAAGACAGUAGAGUACGCGAAGAUGCUCGAACGAGCGGGUGCGCAGAUCCUCACCUGUCACGGGCGGACGCGGGAGCAGCGAGGGCAUAAUUCAGGCCUGGCGGACUGGGCGAAGAUACGCGCAGUCAAGGAGGCUGUUUCCGUUCCCGUAUUCGCGAACGGGAACGUCAUGUUCCACUCCGACAUCGAGCGCUGUCUGCGAGAAACGGGCUGCGAUGCCGUCAUGAGCGCUGAAGGUAAUCUGUAUAACCCGACCAUCUUCCUCCCAUCUUCCUCCUCUUCAUUCCUACACUCCCCCUCUCUGUCCGCCUCUGACGCCGACGCGAUCGCGACCGCUCUAUCCGGUACGUACCGACCGCACGCCGAUCUCGCGCUGGAGUACCUCGACAUUGUCACCUCUCAGAAGACUCGAACGUCAUUUAGCGCGAUCAAGGGUCACCUCUUCAAGCUUAUGCGACCCGCGCUUGCGCGAGAGCGGGAUCUGCGGGAGAAGAUGGGCAGGAUCAGGUCGUCGACGGUGGAGGACUACGUCGAGGUGGUGAAGGAGAUGAAAGCGCGUAUGGAGCGUGAUAUGGCCGCUGCGGGGGACGCGCCGCUGGAGCAGCUCGUCACGAUCGAGCCGACGACGGGACUACCGGUCCUCCCACAUUGGCUCGCGCAACCGUAUUGGCGGCCGUUACCGAAGCCGAAGGAGGCCCCGCCGGAGGCAGCAGCUGUAGAGCAGGAGGCGACGCCCGCAAGCAAGAGACGGAUAGAAGAAGCAGUCAGCGAGGGAGAAGGAGUGGAAGAGAGUAAGAAGGCUCGGAAGGACGUUGUGGGAUCAACGGCGUCGGCGAUACCAGGCCCAGUCGUGGCAGGAGAUCCGCUGCCUGUGACGGCUGUGGUAACUUAGAUUGCGUCUUUUUAUCUCGGCCCUAACUGGAGGCUCGUCUUAUUGUACUGACCGCC